This is a messenger RNA of Laccaria bicolor S238N-H82, 207 nucleotides long. RefSeq lists its product as uncharacterized. NCBI's taxonomy places the organism in Eukaryota, Fungi, Basidiomycota, Agaricomycetes, Agaricales, Hydnangiaceae. The record is from RefSeq and is a predicted model, not a curated record. Bases 1 to 207 code for a protein of 68 amino acids. The transcript is spliced from 2 exons.
AUGGACGACAACGUCCACAGCCCAUCACCACCUCCCAUGAGGACUCCCCACUACCCAACGGCACAACACGACACCAUGAGACAACAACGGCACAAUGACAACGGUACGCACGGACAACACAAUGAGACACAACGGCGACGAGGACCACCCAGCAACGGCAAUGACGGCCCAGCACGACCCCCCCCAGCAACAGCAACGACGGCCUAG